Molecule: messenger RNA, 993 nt
Organism: Ogataea haglerorum
Lineage: Eukaryota; Fungi; Ascomycota; Pichiomycetes; Pichiales; Pichiaceae
Exons: 1
Coding region: 1-993 (330 amino acids)
Biological process (GO): tricarboxylic acid cycle; carboxylic acid metabolic process
Cellular component (GO): cytoplasm
Molecular function (GO): L-malate dehydrogenase (NAD+) activity
Source: RefSeq, a predicted model, not a curated record
AUGAAGCUCGCGGUUCUUGGGGCCUGUGGCGGUAUUGGCCAAACGCUGAGUCUGCUUUUGCGGACAAACGAGCUCAUUGACGAGCUUGUGCUCUACGACGUGGUCGACCCCGUCGGGGUGGCCACCGACCUGUCGCAUAUUCCGACCCGCCAGAAAGUCAGGCAUUUCUGUGCUUUGACGAAGACAGACGAGUCGCAGCUGCGGAUGGCGUUGCAAGGCGCCAACGUCGUGGUUAUCCCGGCCGGAAUCCCCAGAAAGCCCGGCAUGAGCAGAGACGACCUCUUCAACAUCAAUGCGUCGAUCGUCCAGCAGCUGGUGAGAGUCUAUGGCGAGACGUGUCCGGAGGCGUUCUUGGCAAUCAUCUCGAACCCGGUGAACUCCACCGUCCCGAUUGCGGCGGAACAGCUGCGGAGCCAGAACUGUUUCCGGCCAGAGAGGGUGUUUGGCAUAACCACGUUGGACAGUUUGAGGCUCGAGCAGUUUCUGGGUCAGCUGACCGGGGCGUGGGAUCUGCGUGGUCAAGUGUACACAGUCGGGGGUCACUCUGGAGAAACAAUCGUGCCUAUUUUGGGGAAGUGGCGCAAGCGGUUGUCUUCCGCAGAGAUCCAGGACCUUGUACACCGUGUCCGGUACGCCGGAGACGAAGUCGUGCAGGCCAAACAGGGUAAAGGAUCAGCAACAUUAUCGAUGGCGGCUGCAGCAAACCGGUUUCUGUGUGGGAUUUUGCGUGCGAUUUGUAGGGGCGACACUGUGGACGAGGUUGCCUUUGUGAACGUUUCGCGGCUCAAGACCGACGAUUGCUUUGUUCAGAAAAUAAUGCACAAAGUGGAAUUUUUUGGGGUUCCGAUAAGCAUUGGGCCGGAAGGCGUCGCAAAGGUGAAAUGUUUGGGAAGUUUGAGCGCAGAAGAGAAGGAGGCGAUAUCACACAGCGUGCCUGCACUGAGUGCGCAAAUAGCUAAGGGUACCCGUUUUGUGAAGGCGUCCAAGCUCUGA